Molecule: messenger RNA, 3187 nt
Organism: Athalia rosae (coleseed sawfly)
Lineage: Eukaryota; Metazoa; Arthropoda; Insecta; Hymenoptera; Athaliidae
Exons: 15
Coding region: 143-2743 (866 amino acids)
Molecular function (GO): serine-type endopeptidase inhibitor activity
Source: RefSeq, a predicted model, not a curated record
CACCGGUUUGACAGCAGGUAUAGACCUAGAAGCGACCACCGUUCGUGAGUACCUUCGGCGAUCGCGGAGCUGUUCCAGUGCCGUUCCCGUCUUCAAUAAUCGAGGAGAUUAUCGCGAUACAGUCAUCUCCUCGUUUCAAAUAAUGGAAGAGAAGAUCCGAAUGACGUCUUCGAGUGCGACCGUGAUGGUCGUGCUCUUCGGCAUGGUCGCCAUUUUGGUUCCUAUGGUGGCUGCGGAAACUUUGAAAAGCAACGCAUCUGCUCCUGCAUCUACUUCUGGCAACAAUACUGCAAAUAAUUGGGACGAUGAUGAUUACGUUCCAUAUCAAGGCGAACGAUUCGACGUCUUCGACUGGGGUCUCUGCAGGAAUUUGGCGAAGAAAUAUACGGGGAAUAUGCUGAUAUCUCCGAUAUCGAUAAAACUUACCCUUGCACUACUUUACGAAGGAGCUCAAGGUCAAACUGCUCACGAACUUGCCGGUGCUUUGGAACUUCCUGGUGGCCGAGCAGCGACUCGGGAUCGUUUUUCUAGCGUCCUCCGGUCCUUACAGGCGAGUCGGCCGGAGUAUUCCUUUGACAUUUCAACUCGUCUCGUCGUCGACCAGUCGAUUAAGCCCAGACAACGAUACGGUGCUAUUCUAAAAACAUUUUACUCAACCGACGUAGUAAUCGCAAAUUUAACUGAUUCACACAACACCGCAAAAGACAUAAACUCGUGGGUAUCAAACGUGACGCAUGGCCAUAUUAAAGACCUAAUUACCGAUGAGGCGAGUUUGAAGGAUUCAGUUCUUCUGGUGAUAAACGCAUUGUAUUUCAUGGGUUCGUGGCGUUAUCCGUUUUCACCAAGCUUAACCAGGAACGGAGUAUUUUACACGGAUAUCGAUAAAACCAUUCAAGUCCCUUACAUGAACAACGUUGGACAUUAUUAUUACUCGGAAUCUCCAGAGUUGGAUGCCCAGAUACUCAGACUACCAUACCGUGGUCAGAAGUUCGCUAUGUUCAUAGUUUUGCCCAGAGCGAGGACCGGUCUUCAGCAACUCACUCAGGACAUUAACCCCUUCGUUCUAAGACGACAGCUAUGGCUGAUGGAUUAUAUUCCGGUUGAUCUUAUAAUACCGAAAUUUAAAUUCGAUUAUACGUCUCAUUUGGAAGGAGUGCUUCGCGAGAUGGGAAUCCGUGACAUAUUUGACAACACAGCUAGUCUCCCUGGAAUCGCCCGUGCGAAAGAAAUGGCACAACGUCUGGUGGUUUCCGACUUCGUGCAGAAGGCAGGUCUUCAAGUAGACGAAGUUGGAACCGUGGCGUACGCUGCUACCGAGGUUCAAAUCGGGAACAAGAUAUCCGACAGAACAUUCCACGUUCGUCACCCGUUCCUAUUUUUCAUCGAAGAUGAGACGACAGGAACCGUCGUGUUUGUUGGAAAAGUUACAAAUCCAUUGCUGACCACGGGAAGUAACGUAGAGGUUUCCUUCCCCUCUCGGUUUGGAGAGGACACAUCCGGUUCACCUCCCGCAGCUCCUACUUUCGCGGCGCCAAGUCAAGCCGUCGAAGUUGAUGACAGAUUUAAUUUCUUCGACAUUGAACUGCUUCAGAGUCUAACAGAGGAUAGUGUCGACAAUAUCAUCAUAUCACCUGCUAGUGUGAAGGCAGCGCUGACUGCUUUAAUUGAAGGAACUGGGGGACGUACAAGAACUGAAAUUCUCUCAUUAUUGAGAUUACCUUCGGACCCAACUAGCCUAAGAUCAGCGGCAAAACGUUCUUUGGCGUCGUUCAAGGCGACGAGAGAAGCGGGCGUUGAACUGAACCUCGCGACUUGCCUCUGGACCGGAAAUGACAUCGGAAUCAAUCAGAGAUACAGCGAACUUCUUAGGCAGAACUACGACAGUGAUAUUCAGACGGUAAACUUUGCUGACGCUCCGAGUUCCGCCAAUCUCAUCAACGAAUGGGUCCGCAAACAGACUAGAGGAAACAUUCAGUCCAUCGUUGAUCCGGGUAGUCUGGGCGGUGGAACUCGGCUGUUGCUGACGAACGCUUUGUACAUGAAAGGAAAUUGGAAAACUUCAUUCGAUCGGAGUUUAACUGCUAAAAGAUGCUUCAGAGUACCAAACAUUGGAUGCCGGAAUGUUCACCUUAUGGAGAGCCUCGCUUAUUAUCCUUACGCGUAUAUUCCAUCAUUGGACGCUGACGUGGUCCAAGUUCCGUAUGCGGAUGACAAACUUUCGAUGCUCUUUCUACUGCCUGAUAAAGAGGAUGGGAUUAAUGGACUGUCGAGGGAUCUGUCACACACUCCGCUGUCACUUAUUAUGCAAAGUUUGAAAUACACCGAAGUUCUUCUUUCCGUACCACGAUUUACCAUCGAAAGUAAAAUGGAUCUGAGACCAGCAUUGGAAAAUCUGGGACUCAGAGACUUGUUUGACCUGAACGCGAAUCUUUCGGGAAUCAUAAGCAGUCCUGUAAAGAUUGGGAAUGUUCUCCAUAAUGCUAAGAUUGAAGUGAACGAGGAAGGAACAAUAGCGGCAGCGGUUACAGGGGUUGCAGUUAUUCCGCUGAUGGGUUCCACAGUCCAACGUUUUAGAGCUGAUCGGCCGUUCAUCUUCCUGCUUUGGGAUUCGGAAUCUGGAUCGGUUUUAUUUGCAGGAUGUAUGACGAACCCAAAUCCAUCAGAUGAUGCAGCAUCAUCACCUGUAUCGGCGCAACGAAAUGCGGAUAUUCCGCCUCGUCGGUUGCUCUACGUGAGCGAAUAAACCCGGAAUUUUCUAUUGUAAUAAUACACUUGAACGGAACAUUAUUGUAAUCAAGUAAUUGCAUUUUUUAUCUUCCGUUCAUUUGUUGAUCAAAUUAAGUAAAUACGGAAAACAUACGACGAUGUCAUCAAGUUUCCUACGUAACAUACGCGGCGAUGACCACGAUGACGACGAAGACGCACGUGCUGGUGCACUUGUCCGUCGCGACGUCUUUUAAUAAUAAUAACAAUAUAUAUUGUACAAACGACCGAUUGGCGAAGCUUGAAUUAUCACGACAGGCUGUACGGCCGAUAUGAUUUUGUCUAUAAAAUUAUACGCGAUCGGCAGCGAAUUGUAGCUAAUUGAUUAAUUCGUAACGUUGCUCAAAUUACACGGCUGUGUUAUGAUUUUUUUUCUUUCUGAUACUACCGCGUGCUUCAAUAAUAAAAAUUUUCUACUUCUGCA